GUGAAUUGCUUUCCAAAGAAGCACCAUUUGUUUUGUUUCAGUCUUUCAGAGCGCUAAAGUCAACCCCUGAAGAAAACAGGGGAUGUUGCAGGCUUGUAGCUUACCAUAGUUGAUCAUCCUUCAAGUUAGAUAACAUGGCUGGCGUAGUGGGUGGAGCUUUCCUCUCUGCUUCCCUUCAGGUCUUGUUCGAUAGAUUGGCUUCUCAUCAAGUCGUUGACUUCAUCCGCGGCAACAAGCUCAACGCUGGACUUCUCAGAAAGCUAGAAAUCACUCUGCUUUCUGUCAAUUCUGUGCUCAGUGAUGCCGAGGACAAGCAGAUAACCAAUUCUGCUGUGAAAGAAUGGCUUGAUGAGCUUAGAGCUGCUGUCUAUGAUGCCGAGGACCUCUUGGCUAACUUCAGCUCUGAAGCUUUGGAGAAAGAGCUUCAAGAGGAAACUGAAUCCGGAAGCAGCGGCGGAAUUCAGGUAAAAAAUAUCAAAUUGCAUCUAUUGAAUGCAUUGGAUGAAUGGUUGGAGCCCAAGAUAGAGGAAAUUGUUGAAAGACUAGAGUUUAUUGCUAAGAAGAAGUAUGUUCUUGGAUUGAAAGAGGGUAUCAAAGAUGUAGCAGUAAGAAGAUUGCCUGCAACUUCUUUGGUGGAGGAGUCUGGUGUGUAUGGUAGGGAUGAGGACAGAGAGUUCAUUGUGAGGUUGUUGCUUUCAGAUGGUAUGGAUGUUUGUGGCAAUAAGAUUUGUGUGAUUCCCAUAGUGGGUAUGGGUGGAAUUGGCAAGACCACCCUUGCUCAGCUUGUGUACAAUGAUGAUGAAGUGAAGGGAUACUUUGACCUCAAGGCAUGGGUGUGUGUUUCGGAAGAAUUUGAUGUGUUGAGGAUAACUAAAACAAUUUUCGAGACAAUCACUUCGGCGCCUUGUGGUAUCACUGAUCUGAAUUUGCUUCAAGUUAAAUUGAAAGAUGAACUGAUGGCUAAGAAGUUUCUGCUUGUUCUAGAUGAUGUUUGGAAUGAGAACUACAUUGAUUGGGACGACUUGAAGAAACCUUUCUUGUCUGGGAUUCAUGGGAGUAAGAUUGUUGUGACAACUCGCAGCGAAAAUGUUGCAAUGAUCAUGGGCACUGUUCCAUCUCAUCGUCUGAGACAAUUGAGUGAUGAAGAUUGUUGGCUGUUGUUUGCAAAGCAUGCCUUCAACAAUGUAGAGUCAAGAGACCAACCAGUACUAGAAGAAAUGGGGAGGGAAAUUGUCAAAAAGUGCAAAGGGCUUGCAUUAGCUGCAAAAAUGCUUGGGGGUCUCCUGCGAUCAAGACUAGAUCCUGAUGAUUGGCAUAAGAUACUUACUAGUGAGAUUUGGGAUUCGUCAGAAGAAACUCAUAACAUUCUGCCAGCUCUAAGGUUGAGUUAUGACCAUCUCCCAUCACAUUUGAAGCAGUGCUUUUCUUAUUGUUCAAUAUUCCCCAAAGACUAUGAGUUUGGAAGGAACGAAUUGGUCCUGUUGUGGAUGGCUGCAGAUCUUUUAGAACAACCCAAAAGAAAGAAGAGGAUGGAAGAAGUGGGAGAAGAGUAUUUCCAUGAUCUAAUAUCAAGGUCGCUUUUUCAGCAAUCUAGUACAAAUCAAUCGCUUUUUGUCAUGCAUGACCUUGUUAAUGAUUUGGCUAAAUAUGUCUCUGGAGAAUUUUGUCUUCGGUUGGAGGAUGGUGUCUCAGAUAAACUGGUAAGAAGGACUCGUCAUUUGUCAUUUUCUAGAACUGCACAUGAUGACUUUAAGAAAUUUAAGAUGUUGUAUGAAGCUAAGUGCUUACGCACUUUCCUACCACUCAAAUUUCAAGCACCGUAUGGACGCUUUCAUUUGUCUAACAAGGUAACCCAUGAUCUUUUACCAAGGCUACGCUGCUUGCGAGUUCUCUCUCUAUCGCAGUACAAACUCAGCAAGUUGCCUGAAUCAGUGGGAAAUUUGAAGCAUCUGCGGCAUUUGGAUCUCUCUCACACUGCAAUUCAGAGGUUACCUGAGAGUGUAAGUACCUUGUACCAAUUGAAAACAUUGAUACUGUCAUGCUGUUUCUCUCUUACUGAGUUGCCAACAAACAUGGGAAGACUAGUCAACUUGCGUCAUCUGGACAUUAGUCAUACCAAGUUAAAAGAGAUGCCAUUACAGAUGAGUAAAAUGAAGAACCUACAUACAUUAACUGAUUUUGUUCUUGGCAAAAAUAGUGGUUGCAACAUCAAGGAGUUGAGAGAGCUCCAGCAACUUCGCGGAACACUAUCUAUUUCAGGACUACAAAAUGUAACCCAUGAUGUGUAUGCUGUGGAGGCGAAUAUGAAGGCUAAGAAGUACCUUGAUGAGCUAGUCUUGAAAUGGGCUGGUCAUGCUGAUGAUUCACAGUAUGAAAGGAAUGUACUUGAAAGUCUUAAACCUCAUGUGAGUUUGAAAGAACUCAAAAUUGAAUAUUUUGGGGGUACUAGAUUUCCGGAUUGGCUAGGAGACCAUUCCUUCUCCAAUAUGGUAUCUUUAUGUCUUAAAGACUGUAAAGAUUGCUGCUUCUUGCCACCACUUGGGCAGUUACCGUCUCUUAAAAAGCUUUGUAUCUCUGGGUUGGACGGGGUAGGGAAGGUUGGUGCUGAGUUUUAUGGUGAUUGUGCAGUAAAUAAGCCGUUUAAAUCCCUAGAAAUUUUGAAGUUAGAGGAUAUGUUUGAGUGGCAGGAGUGGUCCUGUUUUGGAGGUGACAAUGUUGGUGGUGCUUUCCCUUGCCUUCAGGAGCUUUAUCUACAACGUUGUCCCAAACUGACAGGAGGGUUACCCGACUAUCUUCCAUCUCUGACAACGCUAUGGAUUUUCAAAUGCCAGCAGCUGGUGGCCUCCCUUCCAAGGGCUCCAUCUAUCCGUGAUUUGAAGUUUGGAUAUUGUGAUGGGUUGCAGUUAAAAGAAUUGCCUUCUGAACUGCACUGGCUCAGAAUUGAAGGAUGCCAUGUCCUGGAGUCUAUACCUGGUCAUGUGAAGGAAACAAAUCCUUGUCUUCAGGAGUUAUUUAUCUCUGACUGUUCUUCUCUGGUGUCCUUUCCUAAGGAUGGAUUACCUGCUACACUGAAAGCCAUUGAAAUUGAGAACUGUGGGAGGUUAGAGAUACCUGUUGACCACUACUAUGCUUCCCUUGAAAGCUUGGCCAUAUGGAGUAGUUGCGAUUCUUUAGAGUCCUUUCCAUUGGAACUGUUCCCAAACUUGAACAAUCUCAAAAUUCGGAGCUGCAAAGGUCUAAAAUCACUUUCUUUUUCAGGUGAACCAGACCAUGAGCUCUUGGCUCUGAGUUUCUUGGAAAUCUGGGAUUGUCCUAGUUUGGUUUCAUUCCCUGAUAGAGGGUUGCCAACACCCAACCUGACCCAGUUUAAGGUAACAGAUUGUAUGAAUUUGAGGUCGCUUCCUGAACUGAUGGACAAACUUCUAUCUCUUCAGUACUUAGAAAUAUCUGGAUGUCCAGAACUUGAGUUGUUUCCUGAUGGGGGUUUGCCCUCCAAUUUGAGUUCACUCUACAUUUGGGAUUGCAACAAACUUGUCACACAGAGAGUGCAAUGGAAGCUGAAAAAUCUUGUUUCUCUCAGAUGUUUGAGUAUCAUGGGUGGAAAGCGGGCUGAUGUGCAGUGCUUUCCAGAAGAGGGGCUGCUGCCUACCUCUCUUACUUCUCUCUCCAUCUGUGGACUUCCAAAUCUAACAUCACUUGAUAAAGGGCUUCAACAACUCACAGCUCUUGAAAAAUUGGAAAUCAGCCACUGUCGUAAGCUCCAGUGCUUACCUGAAGAGGGGCUGACACCUCUUUCAUAUCUUUGCAUCCGCAAAUGUCCUUUGUUAAAACAAAGCUGCCAGAGGGAUAGAGAAGAUUGGUCCAAGAUAGCACAUAUCCCUUGCAUUGAGAUUGAUAAUGACAUGAUUUUAUGAGCUAAAAUGUUGAAGGAUCUCUUACAGUUCGUUUACUUUCAGUUUCACUCAUCGCAUAUCUUUCGUGAAGGUAACCAAGUUGCGGAUGCUUUGACAAAUCAUGGUGUCAACUGCACAGGUUUGGUUUGGUGGGAUCUUCCACCCCCAUUUAUUACUUCUUUUUGUAGUCGUGAUUGGUUGGGUCUUCCUAAUUUUCGAUUCUGUUAGUUGUUUGUCUGAUUGGUUUGUAGAGACGAGGUUCUUUCUCUUGUACUUCGUUUUUUGUGUUCUGCUAGGGUAAGGUUUAUGUCCCCCCCCCCAAGUGGCCGUCUUCUUUUCUUUUUCUAAUAAAUUUCCUCGUUCAUUGAGGUUUACCAAAAAAAAAAAAUAAUAAAUCAUGGCUUCUCUUUCCUUGUGGUUUCUGUUCGUAUCUUUCUUUCUUUUCUCUGUCUUUCUCCUUAGCUAUGCCUUAUGAAUUUACUAUAUCUAAGAUGUCGAACCUUAAGCUGACUAAAAUAUCCAGCAAUAUCAGCAUAAGAGCUCCAAACGGCAGUCUUAUUCUUGGUCUUUUCGCUGAAGAAUUUCAUUCUCAUUUGCAAUCCUCAAAUCCUUGUAGUGUACAAGCGUCUGCAUGUGAAGUUUCCUAUGCAAAUGGAUUGGGAGAACCUAUCCUAAAAUGACAUGUCCUUGUAUCCCAAAAAAAAAAUGACAUGUCCUCAUCCUCCGUCCUCGUCCAUUUCUUUCUUGUUAUUCUUGGAUUGCGACAGGUCUCUAUCUGUAGCGAUUAUGCAGCUCCUCUCUUACAUAUGUUUAUGAUGAAACGUUUAAUAUAUCUAAGAUGUCGAACCUUAAGCUGACUAAAAUAUCAAGCAAUAUCAGCAUAUGAGCUCCAAAUCGCAGUCUCAUUCUUGGUCUUUUCGCUGAAGAAUUUCAUUCUCAUUUGAACUCCUCAAAUCCUCGUAGCGUACAAGAGUGUCUGCAUGUGAAGUUUCCUAUGCAAAUGGAUUGGGAGCACCUAUAUCCUAAAAUGUUAUCCUCCGUCGUCAUCCAUUUCUUUCUUGUUAUUCUUGGAUUGCGACAGGUUUCUAUCCGUAGCGAUUAUGCUGCUCCUCCCUUACACGUGUAUGAUAAAUGAAACGUUUAUGCAGCUAUUAUUUGACUCCCACUUUGCAUCAUCUUUUUGCAUAUCUUAUCUUUCCUGGAAUUCUCAUGUGUAAAAGGUUUUUGUUAUUUCACUGAAGGAGGACGAUUGUAACAAGUCACUUUAAUUUACUACAAGGAAGCAGUGGUAGAGAUGGUUCUUGCAAUAGGUCCACUGGCUAAUGGUAUUAAUCACUAGAAUUUUUCGUCAUCAUAUUAAUCUGUUUAUCUCAAGAGCUGCCUUCUUGUUUGCAUAACUCGUAUUGAGUUUAUCGCCGCAUUUUUGUCCUGAUGUUGGCCAAUGGCUACUAUUUUAGGAUCAUUAUUGCACUUGGACAUGCCUCCCUCUGCUUUGGUGGGUGAAGAGUACAGCACCAAACAUGUCUCUUACAUUCUUCUCCAGGCUCAUCAACAACUUCUCUCCAAACUCCAUUAUCUGUGUAGGUGGAUUCGGUCCGAUAUACAAGGCUGAGCUCUCCAAUGGCUCUACUGUGGCUUUGAAAUAUUUGGACUCAAAUGCAUUUGGAGGGUUCUCGUAUAUUCAUGCUGAAAUAAAAACAAUAGGGAAGCUCCGCCAUCCCAAUCUUGUCAAGCUUCUAGGACGUUGCAUGUCCAGUUCCGGCAGGUUUCUUGUUUAUGAGUUCAUCGAGAAUGGUAGUCUCCACGAGUGGCUGCAUGGACAGCGGGGAGUCCGAGAUCCGAUGGCAUUGCCUUGGGAAACAAGAAUGAAGAUUGUGAAGGGUGUUGCUGAUGCUCUUAAAUAUUUGCAUGGAUUGGAAAGACCAGUCAUUCACAGGGAUAUAAAGGCCGGCCACGUGUUAUUAGACUCUAAUUUUGAGGCUCAUCUUACUGAUUUCGGGCUGGCUCGAAUGCUGGAACCCUCAGAGACGCACUUGUCAACCUAUAUCAAUGCUGGUUCUUUCUGGUAUAGGCCACCGGAGUAUUUAUUCAGUAAGGCAUCGUGGGCGACAUUGAAAGGCGAUGUAUACAGCUUUGGAGUUUUGAUGUUGGAGAUAGCAUCUGGGAAGCCUCCGAGUUCCAUGGACAUCCAUCCUUCCUUCAGGUUACGGCUUCCUCAAUGUGCCAAGAAGCUUGUUGCCCAAAACAUGCACAUGGAUUUAGUGGAUUCAAGGAUUUUGAGGCAGGAAUUAAACGAAGCUAGUGUUAUAGAGUAUUUUAGGAUUGCUCUUAGUUGUCUCAAGAAAGACCCCAAGAAAAGACCUGAAAUGAGUGAGGUUGUACAAAUGUUGAAUGAACUUCCCAUGUGAUGAUGCUCUUGUAAAUCCUGCAGUUCGUUUUCUUACAACGUACAGAGAGGUUUUUCUCUA
Rosa rugosa (rugosa rose) is the source of this 6361-nucleotide messenger RNA. Its product is annotated as putative disease resistance RPP13-like protein 1. The coding region runs from base 135 to 3914 and encodes 1259 amino acids. Gene Ontology annotation, biological process: defense response to other organism. The record is from RefSeq and is a predicted model, not a curated record. NCBI's taxonomy places the organism in Eukaryota, Viridiplantae, Streptophyta, Magnoliopsida, Rosales, Rosaceae. The transcript has 2 exons. Gene Ontology annotation, molecular function: ADP binding.